ACGCAAUUACUGCCUCUGUCGCCGAGUUCAUCUUCUCCAACCAUCCUCCUCCCACCCACCCACGCACCAGAGAGGCAGGAAGAACAAGGCCGCGAGCUAGGAGGUAGAACUCCAUGGUCGAGCACAGGAGCUGACACCCCCCGCCGGAAGCACUCAACUUAUGCUUUGCCCUCUCACCGACCUGCUCCUCUCCAAUCCAAGGCAGCCGAUCCAAAGGUAAUGGCUUUUGUGGGGAUGGAUCCCGUUUUCGCCGCCGCUGAAUCCGCUAGAGUGGCGAACCAAGAUCCAGCGAGCGAGGUUUCGCCAGAUGAGUUGGACAGCGAUGGCGAUUGUUCUGGUGGUGAUGGUGGAUCCAGCGGUCCACCAGGAACACCAGCAAUUACGUCUAGAUUAUCUUUACUCAAGCUAGGUUCUGUUAUUAGCAAAUUUUCAGAUUUCAAGAAACAACUAGUCAGAGAAAUAGGAUUCGACGGGUUGCUUCAUAUUAAGUCAUGGCAAAAGAUAAAUCUUAAGUACAGCGCUUACCUCAUGGAUAGAGUACAUGUUGACAACAGCGUGAUCAACCUGGAAGGCCAGGGCAUGCUUGAGCUUACAGAUGAGUCAGUUCACUCUGUUUUUGCAAUACCACGCGGUGAGCUAGCAAUUGGUCCAGAAGGUGUCGAACCGUCUGAAGCUUGCAUUGAGUAUACACGUUUCGCAGCUAGCAUCAAUGACAAAGGCACACACAGCUUGAAGGCAGCAGAGGCAUACCUGAUGCGGGACAUCGCCGCCAACUCUAGAAAAAUUGACAUGGAUUGUUUCAAAAUUGCAUUCGUCAUCUUCGUAAUUGGCCAUGUUCUUGCUCCAUCAGCCAAACAUGAUUACGUAACAAUAGAUUUCUGGGCUGCCUUGAGUGAUGUUGACAAAAUCCGAACAUGGAACUGGUGUAGCUACAUUUUGAAACAUCUGUUCAAUGCUGUAAGGAAAUUCAAGUCAGAUGUCAUUAAACGAAAUCCAACAAUCCACAUUGUCGGCUGCCAUCUGUUCCUACAGGUGUUUGUGCUUGACAGCCUCGAGCUUGGCCAACUGAACAAACCACGCGGAAUGUACCCAAGGAUAGCGCUUUUUGAGCACGAGUCGAUGAAGAAGAUGAUUGAUAUCACAUCAGUAAACAUGGGUGGAGGAGAAAUAUCAUUUCACGGGGCAUCGGUCAAGGCUGAACAAAACAUCAGCAAAGGUAUUGUCUGCGCAUCAACCGAGCUUGCAAAUGAAAACAUUCCGAGGCAUUCUAAUACGACGAAACGAGUCCAGAUGCCAUCUGCGCCUAUUUUAAGAGCUACUUACAAUAAAAUUGGUCCACAAGAUUUUUCAAACCACAUACGUACAAACUAUCCAUCAAUAUCCGAUGAGAAGCUCGGGAUACUUCUCCGUGAGCACAAUGCUCGAGGUCUGGCAAACAUUUCAGAGAUGAGGCGGUCUUUCCAGUCAUCAAUGUUCACAUUUGCGGACAAGCUCAUCAACUGCAUCGCUGAGAAUUGUUCUUGUUGCAAGGCCAACGGACGUAAACAAUGCAUCCUGAAGAGUGAAAAUCAAAACAGUUGCACCAACUUGGCCAACACUCCUAUGCAAGAAAAAAUAGACAAUUCGUUUGUUACCCCUGUUUGCAACAAGGUUUCUCCCAGGCUGGCUGGACAACUCCCAAACGACGGUAGCUCGUCGGCCAAUAGCUCCAUUGCAAGGAAUAGGGGAGUUGUGUUCAGCCCGGCCAUCCAGACGGAAUCAUCAAAAAAGGUGUGUCUUCGGCUGGACGACCCACUCCAAGCAGUUUCCCAUUCAGCAGUAGAUACUGUCAACAACUCAUCUCUGUCUGGGAAGCAAGACACUCGCCGAGAGGUUGCCAAUACGAUUUAUUCAUUCUUUGAUGACCUGACUGCUAGCAUAGUCAUGUACUAUGUCGAGCAACGACCGAGCUCUGGAUAUGUUACAUUCGGAACUACAAACGACACCGCGCCAGCCAAAAUUCAGAUAACAAAGUGCAACAUCACCCGCGACCCAUGGGCAAUCGGUUCAGUUCCGAUGCCACCGGCAGUCCCAGUCCUUAGAGCCAUAAAAGAUUGGUUGGCUGUGUCAUCCACGUUCGUCCUUGAAAGGAAAUGGAUUAUGCAUCCAAAACCAAGACUCAUACUGCUCGACGGCAUUGAAAUCCAACAACAACUAUCAGGAAAAGAACAGCUUAGUCAUGAGAUGUGUGCUGUUAUUUUUAGGAGGCUUUCACAAAUGGACAAGACCUAUUCGAAGGACACUUUGACUAUGUUUUGGAGGAAGUUUCUUGAGCCUGAUUUCGGCACUGCAGUUUUAUCCAAUGCCGAUCCAUUGACCAUUCAGUCGAUCCGUGCAACAUUUACAGAAGAAAACGAGUUUUUUAGCCCAGCCUCUAGUCGGAUGUGGCAUAUACCUGCACUCCUACCGGACGGAUGGGCCGUCUACGCAUUCGACAUGGCCAAGCGAAGGAUUUUAGUACUAGACCCGGCCGUCGGCCCAUUUGGUUUUAGCAAUAGAAGGAUCAACAUGCACACAUAUGUGUCUGACCUGCUUCACGCUGCACUCUUCAGAUGCAUCCAAUCUUUAUAUGAUUCCUGGCACUGCAGUUCCGGAGAAUGGACCCGUGCAUUUCCUGUGAUCAUGUUAGAGAACAUUGAAAAGGAAGACUAUGGCGUGUGUGCUUCGUUUUUUGCCAGGAAUUAUGAUGGUGACAAACUCUAGAUCCCACUAACUAAAGCGAACCUGGAGAUUCACAGGGACCUGAUGCUCUAUGAGGUUAUGCGCCUGCAAGGCAAUGAAUCUCCAGUCCCUUCCGAUGCACUUGAAGCUAUUAAGGCGUCAUUCGUAGCGCUGUAGCGCUUUGAUUUUGGUAUGUUGAUGCUAUUUGGCUUAGACGCUAGAUGAAUGAACCCUCAUAUAUGAAUGUUUCCAUCCAAGAGUAAAUGUUUUUAAGGACACUGUUUUCUUAUGCAAACAUUAGUAGUUGAUGUUUUGCUAGGUGCACUGUUGUAACACACUUGUUAUCAAUUUCGUCCUACCCAAUUAUUUUCCGUGCUA
This is a messenger RNA of Aegilops tauschii subsp. strangulata, 3078 nucleotides long. RefSeq lists its product as uncharacterized. NCBI's taxonomy places the organism in Eukaryota, Viridiplantae, Streptophyta, Magnoliopsida, Poales, Poaceae. The record is from RefSeq and is a predicted model, not a curated record.